UGCCGCCAUGCCGCCCUCCGCGAUGCUGCUGCUGCUGCUGCCGCCGCUGCUGGCGGCGCUGGCGGUGCCCGCCCCGGCGGGGGCGGCGGCAGCGGGGGGCUGCGGGCCCUGCGAGCCGGCGCUGUGCCCGGCGCUGCCGGCGCGGGGGUGCCCGCUGGGCCGGGUGCGGGACGCCUGCGGGUGCUGCUGGCAGUGCGGGCGCGGCGAGGGCGAGGCGUGCGGGGCCGCGGGAGGACGCUGCGCUCCGGGCCUCGAGUGCGUGAAGAGCCGGCAGCGCCGCAAGGCGAAGAGCGGACCGGGGCUCCCCGCCGCCGGCCCGACCGGCGUGUGCCUCUGCAAGAGCCGCUACCCGGUGUGCGGCAGCGACGGGCUCACCUACGGCAGCGGCUGCCAGCUCCGCGCCGCCAGCCUGCGCGCACAGAGCCGCGGGGAGCCCGCCAUCAGCCAGCGCAGCAAGGGAGCCUGCGAGCAAGGACCCUCCAUCGUGACUCCUCCUAAGGACAUCUGGAAUGUGACAGGAGCACAGAUCUACCUGAGCUGUGAAGUCAUUGGCAUCCCAACCCCUGUCCUCAUCUGGAACAAGAUAAUUCGAGGACAGUAUGGUGUCCAGAGGAUGGAGCUCCUGCCUGGAGACCGGGAGAACUUGGCUAUCCAGACCCGAGGGGGCCCUGAGAAACACGAAGUGACGGGCUGGGUGCUCAUAUCCCCUCUGAGCAAAGAAGAUGCUGGGGAAUAUGAGUGCCAUGCGUCAAACGCCAAAGGAGAGGCAACAGCUUCUGCAAAAAUCCACGUUGUGGAAACUCUGCAUGAAAUUGCUCUGACCAAAGGUUGAUGAUGGUGCAGAGCUGUGAUGUGAGGACUUUCACUUACGCACAGUUUUAAAUUAGUAUUUUGGAAAGCUGCAAGCUCUGGCUUUUUCUAGCUGACUAAUCAUUCCCUCUUAACUCCCUUGUUCUUUGACUCCCAAUUUGCUUGCACACUUCUUUCACAGAUGCACAAAUAAAGAGAUUCACAAGUUUGAUUACAAAUUUUAAUUCUAUUUACAGGAAAUAAACAUACUUUUGAACAGCACAGGGCAGA
Empidonax traillii (willow flycatcher) is the source of this 1080-nucleotide messenger RNA. It is a transcript of the gene IGFBP7, whose product is annotated as insulin like growth factor binding protein 7. The transcript is spliced from 5 exons. Gene Ontology annotation, cellular component: extracellular region. Gene Ontology annotation, biological process: regulation of cell growth; regulation of signal transduction. Gene Ontology annotation, molecular function: insulin-like growth factor binding. Bases 8 to 832 code for a protein of 274 amino acids. The record is from RefSeq and is a predicted model, not a curated record. NCBI's taxonomy places the organism in Eukaryota, Metazoa, Chordata, Aves, Passeriformes, Tyrannidae.